Molecule: messenger RNA, 1848 nt
Organism: Moesziomyces antarcticus
Lineage: Eukaryota; Fungi; Basidiomycota; Ustilaginomycetes; Ustilaginales; Ustilaginaceae
Product: alpha-ketoacid dehydrogenase kinase
Exons: 2
Coding region: 1-1848 (615 amino acids)
Biological process (GO): regulation of glucose metabolic process; protein phosphorylation
Cellular component (GO): mitochondrion
Molecular function (GO): pyruvate dehydrogenase (acetyl-transferring) kinase activity
Source: RefSeq, a predicted model, not a curated record
AUGAACUACCAAAUCUCGCAAAGGCUGUGGCAGCAGCUGCAUCACUUUGCCAGCUUCCCACAGACUGGCAUCUCGCUGCGACAGAUGGUGCAGUUCGGACGCAAUCCCAACCCAGGGACCAUUCUCCAGGCCGGCAGCUUCCUCCACGAGGAGUUGCCCAUCCGCCUGGCACAUCGUGUCAAGGAGCUAGACGAGCUACCCCACGACCUCUCCAAGAUGCCUUCGAUCGUCAAGGUCAAGAACUGGUAUGCGCAGUCGUUCGAGGAGCUCGUCAACUUUCCCAAACCCACAAUGUCGGGAGCGGUGCAAAAGCUGCUUCAGAGCGCAUCAAAAACGGCAGAGCCCUUACCUGAAUCCAAACCCAAUCCGAGUCUGCUCGAGUCGGCCUCGAUCGGCGACGGCGAAGCGGGCAUGGCAAAGGCGCUUGCACCCAGGAAUGGCAACGGCAAAAACGGCAACGGCUCCAAGUCGCGCGCACUCCUCGAACAUCGCUACUACGCCAACCUUCCCGACCAGCAGUGGCCCGUCGAGAUCGACCAGUACAACGAGGACUUUACCAAGGCGCUCGAGAAGAUCAAAAAGAGGCACGAUGCCGUCGUCACCACCAUCGCACAGGGCGUGCUCGAAUACAAGCGUUCAAGAAAGGCCAACACGCUCCAGGCCGACGUGCAGGCGUUCUUGGAUCGUUUCUACCUUUCGCGUAUCGGCAUCCGUAUUCUCAUCGGGCAGCACAUUGCGCUCAGCCGAAGCUCGCAGCGCCCCGCCGCCAAUCUCAUCGGCGGCGGCGGCAGCGGCAGCACCGUCAGCAGCAGCGGCGACUACUCGCUGUCGGACCAAAUCGCCCGCGUCAAGGUCGACGGCAACCAGGAGCACGAACAGUACGUCGGCAUAAUCUGCACCAACACCAACGUAGGCGCCAUGGCGCACGAGGCCAUCGAAAACGCGCGCUUCGUCUGCGAGGAGCACUACGGCCUCUUCAAGGGCCCACCCGUCCAGCUCGUAUGUCCUCCGGACCUCACGUUCAUGUACGUGCCGAGCCACUUGAACCACAUGCUCUUUGAGCUGCUCAAGAAUUCGCUGCGUGCAGUCGUCGAGCGCUACGGCGUGGACCAGGAGGACAACUUCCCGCCCAUCAAGGUCAUCGUCGUCGAGGGCAAGGAGGACAUCACCAUCAAGAUCAGCGACGAGGGCGGAGGAAUCCCGCGCAGCGAGAUGCCGCUGGUCUGGACAUACAUGUACACCACGGCUCAGUCCGAGGAUCUGGACCCCGAGUUCAACGCGUCCGACUUCAAGGCGCCCAUGGCUGGAUUCGGAUACGGACUGCCGCUCGCGCGGCUGUAUGCGCGCUACUUUGGCGGCGACCUCAAGCUCAUCUCGAUGGAGGGCUACGGCACGGAUGUGUAUCUGCACCUCAACCGACUCUCUUCGAGCAGCGAGCCUCUCCCCGAGAUCGAAGCCCAGGCGCGUGCCAGCAGCGACGGCCGCGGACGAGACGAAGCUUCGUCCAAGACGCGCAAGCAGCAGCCGUCGCUGCUGGAGCUGCCGGCGUUUGGCUUUGCGGAUCCUGUACCGCCGCCGUACUCACAACAGCCCGGUCUCGACGAUCAACACCGUUUUGGACCUGCCCCUCCGCACGCUGCUGGCGCGGCAGCCUCGACGGGAGGGGGACUCGCAUUCCUACGGGCACUCUUGCCCAAAAGCUGGCAGCGGAGAUGGGCUCCGCACAGCGACUCGACCGAGGAUAGCCGGCUCAGGGACGAUGGCACCGGGGCGCACCCUGGAACUCGACCUCCGCCGCCUCCGCCACCCUCCAGUGGGAGCGAAGCCCAGAUUGGCCGAGGGCCCUAG